Messenger RNA from Girardinichthys multiradiatus, 6027 nucleotides. Its product is annotated as cAMP-specific 3',5'-cyclic phosphodiesterase 7B-like. The transcript is spliced from 13 exons. Lineage: Eukaryota; Metazoa; Chordata; Actinopteri; Cyprinodontiformes; Goodeidae. The coding region runs from base 278 to 1636 and encodes 452 amino acids. The record is from RefSeq and is a predicted model, not a curated record. Gene Ontology annotation, molecular function: 3',5'-cyclic-AMP phosphodiesterase activity.
AUCAAAUACACACGCAGAACACGCGGACAGGCGCUGCGGGGGAAAACACCGCCUGGUUUUUCUUUAAACAGCCUCCUGUUGCUCCCACACAGGACGAAUAAGGUCACCCACGAGUGGAGCAUGAAGCAGCCGGGUUUAUAAACAGGUGUCAGCCGGGGCUCCGUUACCUCUCCUGCUGAAUGCGGAGCUGAGCUCUCCUGUUUUUCUCCUGACAUGAAAACACGCCGCCAGGUUCCGUCGCCUUCACUUAUUCUCUGCGAGCAGCCGGGAUGGUUAAAUGUCCUGUUUAAUGGUCGAGAGGUGUGGAUGUGUCGCAUUUAAAUGGUCGGAGCAGAAUGUCAUACAGGUCCGCAUGCUGGCUGAUGGCAGGCUGAACUCAGGUCAUGCUGGUGUGUUGCUGGCUGAGAGACGAGGUUCUUACCCGCCGAUUGAUCUGCAGAUCCUGAAAACAAGCUCACGGCCAGGGGAGGUCGAGUGCGGCACAAGGAGAAAGCUGAAGCGUCUGUUAAGUUUCCAGAGAUACUGCCAUGCAUCCAGGUUGCUGAAAGGACUAAUGCCCCACUCUCCCAGGUCCCUACAUUUGCUGGAUGAUGACUACUUGGGACAGGCAGCUCACAUGCUCUCAAAAGUAAACACAUGGAACUUUGAUAUUUUCCUUUUUGAUCGUCUUACAAAUGGUAACAGUCUGGUGACUCUGAUGUGCCAUCUCUUCAAUGUAUGUGGACUGAUUCACCACUUCCAGCUGGACAUGGUUAAACUACACAGAUUCCUUGGAAUGGUGCAGGAAGACUACCAUUCCCACAAUCCAUAUCAUAAUGCUGUUCAUGCUGCUGAUGUAACUCAAGCCAUGUACUGCUACCUAAAAGAGACAAAGCUGGCAGAGCAGCUGACUCCUCUGGAUGUGUUCCUGGGUCUGAUGGCAGCAGCAGCUCAUGAUGUGGAUCAUCCUGGUGUCAACCAGCCUUUUCUUAUUAAAACCAGACACCACCUGGCAUCCCUCUACCAGAACACCUCUGUGCUGGAGAGCCACCACUGGAGAUCCACUGUCGGCAUGCUCCGAGAGUCGGGUCUGCUGAGCCACCUAUCCGCUGACAUGUCGCUGGACAUAGAGCAGCAGCUGGGCUCUCUCAUCUUGGCUACAGACAUUAACAGGCAAAAUGAAUUUCUGAUGACGCUACGAGAACAUCUGGACAACCAGGACAUGGACCUUCAGCUGGUCACACACAGGCAUUUCAUACUGCAGAUUGCUCUGAAAUGUGCUGAUGUCUGUAAUCCGUGUCGGGACUGGGAGCUAAGCAGGCAGUGGAGUGAGAGGGUGUGUGAGGAAUUUUAUAGGCAGGGUGACCUGGAGAAGAAAUUUGAUUUGGAGAUCAGUCCUCUGUGUGACCAACAGAGAGACUCUAUCCCAGCUAUCCAGAUUGGUUUCAUCUCCUACAUCGUGGAGCCUUUGUUUGAGGAGUGGCAGCGCUUCACUGCACCCAGCAUGCUCAGCCAAAUAAUGAUGGGUCACCUGCACAAGAACAAGGCUUGCUGGAGCCGCCUCAGAUACGUACACACACCUGCAGAAACGAAAACUCACCUGCACCCCGGGGACCCAGAGCUUGAAGGACACAAGGAGGCAGAAAACAUCCCAUAAUGUGUCUUCAGUUGCGUUUAUGGUUUUUGAUCACCUCUAUACAUGGAGGGGAAACGUUUUUAUCCAAAUCCGUGUUUAUUCUCCAGCAUGUUUCCUCCAAGAGCUGGUUGCUCUUACAGCGGGAGCACUGGAGGGCAUCGUGGGCCGGAAACAAGGACAAUAGCUCCCCCUGCUGGAGCAGGGGAUGAAUGUAGCAUUGCAGGAGAGAAAAGAAAUGGAAGGGGAUUCACUAAGGAGCAGAAUAAUCUCAGUAAAAAAGCUAAUGUUGACAUGCUUUUGUUUGGAACUUUGUGCUCAAAUGGAACUAAAAGAUAAAUAAUUAAAUGGAACUAAAAGGUUAAUUAUUUAAAAGAUUUCGACUGAGGGUUAAGAUACGAUUUCUAAUAUGGUUUUAGUUUGCAUAAUAGUGAUAGAACAAUAAAAAGGCAGAAUUAUAUGAAAAUUAUAUGACAAAAUAAGACAGUAUUCACACACACACGUGUAUGUAUUUUGAUUUUUAUGAUUUUUUUGUAUAACUUGCUACCAAUAAUCUCUACUCGCCCUCUUGUUUUUAAAAUGCUUGCACUCUUGUUCAUUGUUUUUUCAUGUCUAUCUCACCACUGGUCUUCAUCACUGAAGUGCGUUUUUUUCUUUAAGCAUUGAGUUGCUACGUCGAGGUACUGUACUCUGUAACAUACAGCAUGUCCUAUGUGAAAGACUGACUCAGCGCAUCGAUUUAAAUAAUGAUUCACACUUAAAGUGGCUUAGGUCGGUGUUGCUGGCUUGAUGUUUCAUACUUGAGCUGAAUCAACAACGUGAAAAGCCAAAUUAGAAAAAAGGUUUAUCUUUAUAUUAUAAGUUGUAUAAACUGUACAUACUGUGAUGAGUAACCCCAGCACUUCCCAUGCCAAAACCUUUUUAUCUCUCUACUCUGUAAGUCACUUGGAAAUGUAACUCUUCUCACUUUUCUCUAAUAGUCAAAUGAAUUCAAUCACAGCCUCACUUUACAAGCUCAUACACAACAAAGCCUUAACAGCCACUUGGUCUGUCAGUGAAACAUGUUUUUUUAAUGGGCUUUUUUGAACAAUAUGUUUCAUAGUAUCAAAGUUUCUGCCUCCUGUUCGUCAGCCACAUCAGCAUGCUGAAACACAGGCUCAGUACUGUAGAAGCUUGCUUCUUGCUUGAUCUUUCAUCCAGUAUCAGGUUUGGGUCUCUCAGACCUGGGAAGCAUUGCCAAGGUGUCGGUGUACUUUUAUAAAACAUCAGUAUCUCUGUAAGGCUUUUUGUUUUAAAAUGCUUCCUUCUUGUUACACUUGCAGCAGGCCCUGCGUGCUGUAUUUUUUAAUUCAUAGGUUGAAAAAGAAACACAAAUGUAUCAAAUUUAAAUGUAUAUUAGCUAGAGAUGCACCAAUCCGGGUUUUGUGGCCAAUGUCCGAUUUUCAGCUUUGUACAGCUCUGACCUGCCCGAAUUGCUUUUAGCUGAAUUACACUUGUCCCUCAAUUAGACAAUAUAAUGUUUUUUUGUUGUCUACCCUCGUGUAAAAAAAAAAUGAAUUGCUCUUAAACAGGGUUUACAAUUAUUUUAUUAAAAAUAAAAUUACAAUGGAGGUUACAUUUUACGUUGUUUUUAGCAGUUAGCACGGUUAGCAUUCAUAGCUGUAAAAGGUCUAGAGCAGUGCUUCUCAAACUUAUUACAAAAAGUACCACAUUUUCCAAAUACCACCAUCUUCACCUACAUUUUAAAACUGUAUUACAACAAGACUUUAGCUUUUUCAGUUUGUUAUGUUAUGUCAUGAAAACAAAAUAAAGGUUUAGCCAAUUAGCUCCGGAUGAUUGAUUGAAGAAAACAGUGCAGCUAUGCUUUCUAUUCCUGCUUACAAGCCAAAUGUCUAAGCUUGACAUUAAUAAAAAGGCCUGUAGAAGUUGAGAGUUUCUCACCUACCCCGACAUCAAAAUCCAAUAUGGCUGCCUUGCAUUUAAACCUUAUUCAUAGCUGCAGUUAAAAUGGGGUGUGUGUGUACUUCUGACUUUUGGGUAUUGGCCUUUAUUAGUAAUAUUACCUAGCCUGGUUGAUAUGAAUAUUACUUAGAAAAUCCCACUGGUUUUUAAUACUUGGAACAAGGGAUGGUUGACAUGGGCUUGAAAUUUUAUGACCACAAUUUGUAGUUAUUGCGACAAUCCUAAAAGUAGUGAUAUCAAGUAUUCGAAUAAUAAUCACUAUAUUUAGCUAUAAAUCUAUCAUUACAUACAGUCACAGUUCCACAAACUGCCCUAAUAAUCAUACUUAACUAUUCUAAAAUGGGCUUUUUCACUACCCCAGUUACAUUGAGUAGUGCCACUAAACGGCACACAAUUAUUGUAUUGUAAUUAAAAUAUUUAUAUUUAUCUGUCAUCUGAUAUUAAUAUUCCCAAUCAGCUUGGGUUGUUGGUGGUUUGCAAACAGCUUCAGUUUCAUAAAUUCUUUUCACAACAAUUAUUUCCCCCAACACAAUAAAUGAUGUCAUAACUGACUGUCUCUACGUGGACUCAAGCGGUAAAGAGAACAAAAUAGCAGAACUUGUACUGCUGUUCUAAAGCUCAUGAGGAUAAAACAAAGCAACUUGGCUGUAAUAUGCUCAACCCUUUUGCCCAAAAAAUCCAUUUGAAAGUAGCAGCCCUGAAUGAACAGCAGACGGGUCCCUUUUAGAAAACCCAAUUUCCUUUCUGGAUACUUCCUAUGCCUUUUGUGCUUUCUAUGAUUUCAUUUGUAACAUCUCUCUGAUACCUUAAAUAGCUAACUCACACUCUUCUUUAAUCACUAACCUCUUCAACACUGAAAAGUGAAUGCUAACAUGUUAGCACUUGCUCUGCGUUUUAAUUCUGCUUAUACUCCCAAGUCGUAUUUUCUGAGUUUCUGGUUUGAAAUACAACAAGAACACCAACAGGAGUUAGAAUUCCAACUUGGAAAGUCAGAGGUCUCUUUUCAGAGCUCGGGUUCAAAUUCCAAUAUGGCACAUAAACCAUUGUGAAAGCUGCAGCUACAUACUAUUAAUUGGCUCUUCCGAUGGUUAGUAUUUAAUUAAAUAGUGGCAUAGAUGGUAAUGUUUAACUUCUAUUUACGAACAUUUUCCUUUAAUUAUUGAAAGCACAAAAUAAAGAGGAAUACACUGUUAUUGGCAUGUAGUGCUACUACUGUAGUAGUUAGCACCACAAAAAUGUGCAAAUCCCACUGGUUUUCAGACUUGGAGCUAGAAGUCCAGUGGGACAUUAUUUGGUGUCAGCUGUUCACUGACUGAAAAUCGUGGUCACCUGCCAAUUUCUCUGUGCAUCUGUAUUUAUUUCCUGCACUUAAUGUCAAAGAAUAUGCUAUCUUUACUAUCUUUCAACUUUGGCUGAAAAGAUACUUAUGUGUAAUAUCUGUGGAUGCACUAAGCCACGUGAAGAUGAUGCUUCUGACAUCAGGUCAUCUGGUAUUUGUAAAUACAAGCAUAAAAUAUAUGUAUUUUUGCCAUUCUACUUAAAAUAUGUAUAUCAGAGUUUGUUGAAUUUAAGAUAUAUGACACACACAUCAAAUGGAGUAUUUGCAUAUCUGGAGUUCGGAUCCUUCCACAGUAUUAGAGGAGCUGUAUGAAUAAAAAAAAAAAAAAAAAAGCAAGCCAGCAAUCAGAGUGUGGUGUAAAAUAAUCAGCUUGACAAGAAAUGCUUGUUGAAGUUAUACAAACUGUUAUCUGCCUCCUUUAAGAGGUGCAGUGCAAUAAUGUUAAAUUUCUGUGUAUUGUACUUGUUUGUUCUUAAAUAAUUAUAUGUCUUCACAAUGGCACUCUGCUAAAAUGUUCACUUUGCUCAAGCAGCACUGUUGCAACGGGGAAGCACAGACAAAAUAAGUCUGAAAGCUGUGACUGGUUUAACUUACUCAAAGACGUACAGUUGCCUCUUUGAGCACCAGAAAGUGACCCGAAACAGUCUGUUUCAGUCCUGUUUUGAUUUUUACAGCUUCCAAACCUGAAAGCAGCUAUGAACUGGGAACAAAGUGACACAUCACUUUCUGAAUAUGCUACCGAAGUAGUGCUCUAGAUUAUUCUCUGAGUCAUAUUUACUGUCAGUGCAGAGCUGGACAGCAGGUCUCAGACUGCCUUGUUUUGAAUACCUCUGAGAAUGAACACUGUUGCAGGGUAACUGAGCCAUACUGGUUUUACUCAGCAAAAUUAAUACAUACUGUGUGUCUACAUAGAGGAGUAAUAUCAGCUUCACUAGGUUCAGCAUCUUAAGGUAUACCACUAAAAUGUGCAAGUUUAGCGUGAAACUAUAACAAUCAAAUGUGUAAUUUGAUGCCAUGACAUGAUCAGAUAAAUCUCUUUCUGUGAAGUUUUUAUUUGUACAUAAAUAGCAGAGAUUGUGUGUUUCACUCACUUCCAAAUAAAACAUAAAAAAGC